AUGGAUCCUGCAUAUUUGAAGCCGGAUGUUCCAGACUCACUUCGCAUCAAGCGUAAGCCGGUGUCAAAUCCGAACUUACGAGCUACGGCGCGUGCCGAUCAGCGGGAAGCCACGGCUACUGCCAAUACUACAAGUUUGAUGCCACCUUCAUUAUCACGACCGCCUUCUUAUACAGAUCUUUAUGGACCACCGCCAAAAACUCCAAGGUCCGCCUCUUUACCUAGACCUCGGACAGCAGGGCCGAGUGCAUCGCCAGCUCCUCCACCACCAACAUCUGCCCAAAAGGCAUACAGCGAAGCUCGGCAUUUUCUUGGGGGUUUAAUUACUCAUCCCACAGAAUCAAACAAACAUGUCACUAUCUUGCGACAUUCCCAUGGUCUGGUGUUUUAUCGUGGAAAUACAACAUCUGUGACAAUAUCCAUUUUCUCCGAUGCCCCUCUACCACCUGAUCGUACGUUGUGGUUACAAAGCAAAGGUUGGUCAGGUAAAACUGGCAUGCAGAUCAAAUCCUUACUUCGACUCCGAGAUAGCUGGUUGGAUGUGACCCCAGAGAUGCCGUUGAGAGCCGACCAGGUGCCUCCAAAUGAUGAGCGAGCUUGGCAACGCGACAUCAAGAAAUUUCGAAAGAAGGCGCCUGCCCGCCCGCGAAAUCCACAUCAAUUACGGGAGACAUCGACAGUUCGGAUUCCUGCUGAGGCAGGCGACGGUUAUUUCCAACUGGUGCUCUGCCAAGGGAUCAAGAAAAAGGUCCUAGGCAACAGCCCAGUGUUCCGUGUGAUCUCUACAUCCACUGCCCCCAGUUCAAUCCGUGGUGCGAGCUUAAGUACUCUGCCUCUGGAGGUUGGGGCCAUGAUCGUGAGCGUUUAUGCUCACACUGCAGCGCGAACUGCAGCAGGUCCUGCCGCUGUGGCUAUUCAAGCUAGAGUCGAUCGAAUGGCCCCAUCCUGGGUGACUAAAACCGCGGCCCAGACAGUCUACACCAAAAGUGGAAUUCAGAAUCGAGUCGGCGGUAUCAUAAAUGGGCCCCGUGGUCCCGUUGGACAAUUCCAGCCAACCACGGCAAGCCCGGAAAUCAUUGGAAAUACCGCGGCCUCUAUUGAUGUCGGUCCCCAACUACCUUUUCCUAUGUCAUUUAAAGCUCGCUGUCAGUUUGGUCAAGUACAGUCACCCAACCAGGAUGAAGACCCCCUAAGAAUGAAUUUGAUCAAAAUACCCGCCUGGGUGACUGAUCAGUUGAGAGGUUACUUUUUUGGCUGGGCUCGAUUCGAAGAACUGUCCAACAAGGGAUCCUCGACUGGCAUGUGGUGUCCGGCGAUUCUGUCCGUAAGGGCUUUGGAUCCCCUGCAGACCGCGAGAGUAAACCUAGCGCAGAUUGCGAAACGCACGGUCGCACUUCGUCUUCUCGACGAAGUUCCCUACCAAACUACUAGCGUUGAGGUCCGUGUUAUGGGAUACCUUCGCGCCGAGAUCCCUCCACCUACCGGAUGCACGACUCAACAGCUUGCCGAAGCGCAAGCGACAUCCACAGAAGCAGCGAUGCUAGCUGAUGUAUACGAUGCAGCCAUUGUGCAGGAGACUCUGGUUCAUCCAGCAUGGGCUGCAGAACAUCCGACCUUGGAACUUGAGCAGAAUUUGAGUUGGAUGGACCGGACUCAAGAGGGAUUUACUAAUAUCAUUAUGCGUGGACAAAAGUUCGUGGAGCAGGUUCCAUUGCAUAAGAUUGGAGUUCGUUCCGUUACCGAUGAGAUCAGAGAAAGCCAGGUGGCCGUGAAUGGCUUUUUUAUUGUUCGGUGA
Molecule: messenger RNA, 1794 nt
Organism: Penicillium soppii
Lineage: Eukaryota; Fungi; Ascomycota; Eurotiomycetes; Eurotiales; Aspergillaceae
Product: LipA and NB-ARC domain protein
Exons: 1
Coding region: 1-1794 (597 amino acids)
Source: RefSeq, a predicted model, not a curated record